This is a messenger RNA of Oppia nitens, 1170 nucleotides long. RefSeq lists its product as uncharacterized. The record is from RefSeq and is a predicted model, not a curated record. The transcript is spliced from 2 exons. NCBI's taxonomy places the organism in Eukaryota, Metazoa, Arthropoda, Arachnida, Sarcoptiformes, Oppiidae. Bases 608 to 1048 code for a protein of 146 amino acids.
UUAGUGCAGUAUUUCCAAUGUAUUUAUGAACCGGUUUUCAAUGAAAUGAUUGUUUGGUUAGACAUAGAGUUAGUGUCAGAAACAGUGGUGUAGUUAACGGCAAAGUAAGCAUUGAUCAGAUGGUUGUAUAAGUGUUUGGUAUGUUUUAGCCGCACAUGCAGUCAAUGAGCGGCACUUGUAUUGGACGGAAAAGCAGUUAUGAAUGCAUUGGUUUACUGCCAGUCCUGCGCUUUAGUGACUAAUAUGUCGACUCGUUUUCGGCUAACAGUCGGCCAAAUAAUAAGCAAUAGUAGGGAACGGGUGUCGCACUGGAGUCACCAUUUGAUGCCAUCUACUCUUGAAUGACGAGUUAUUUACCUAUCAGUGUUACUUUGCCUUCACAACCCAUGACAUCCCUGUCCAUUGACUAUUGAUGUAUUUGUUCAUCAAUUAGUCGAUGCAUUCAUUUGAUUCAAAGCUUUAAUUGUGAUUAUCAUUGCAUUUAAUUUGUGGUAAAUAUAAGAUCGUCUAAAAAGUGAUCAGUGAUUACAAUACAGUUAGAAAUCAUUAGUAGAUCUUAUUAUUAUUGUUAAUCAAUUGUGAGGUGUGAUUGAUGUGUUGAUAAGCAAUGGUAUUAUCAUCGAUACCGCACUCGACGUCUCAAAUCGACGCCAGACUUAAGCUAUAUCUCAUAGAAAUGCCCCGAAGGGUGGCCUUCGUCGAUGUCGACCACAAUCACGUGAUGAAUGACAGCGGUGUCGACAAUCCCUUUAGACCGGGAUCUGAGUUGAGCCGAGAAGCAGACAUUAUAGUUAACUUAAUAAAAGAGGGAAAACCUAUUACACCGACCAAAGAGACGGUUGAUUCUCCCAAUGGAUUCAAUGCUAUUAAUGGUAAAAAAGAUAUGAAUCUCUUAGAAAAGUCUCCGGAAAUGAAUGGUACGCCUAAAAGCCGGACUCCGGCUGUCGUUGAAGUUCAACACUCAUUGAUAAUUCCGCCGCAAGAGUCUAAACAAGUGGCCGAAGAGGUAAACCUUAAGAAGAAACGCAAGUGUUGUACAAUUCAGUGAUUUCUUUGGUAUUAAUUCAGUCUUUUAAGGACUCGACUCAUCCGCACAUCAGUUUUGAUAGCAUUUGAAUCAUCAUUAUUGUUGUUAUUAUUAUAUUAUUAUAAUUAUAAUAAUUAUUGUAU